This is a messenger RNA of Eremothecium gossypii ATCC 10895, 1176 nucleotides long. RefSeq names its product porin POR1 (gene POR1). Lineage: Eukaryota; Fungi; Ascomycota; Saccharomycetes; Saccharomycetales; Saccharomycetaceae. Gene Ontology annotation, molecular function: voltage-gated monoatomic anion channel activity. Gene Ontology annotation, biological process: monoatomic anion transmembrane transport. Gene Ontology annotation, cellular component: mitochondrial outer membrane. The transcript has a single exon. The record is from RefSeq and is marked provisional. Bases 1 to 1176 code for a protein of 391 amino acids.
AUGCCACGCACCGAAAUAAGUAUGUUCUCGAAGCCCUCCAGAACUCCCCAGCCUAGCAGCGAGGCCUUCAACGGUAUAUAUCUUGAUGGGAUGACUUGGCAGCUCCUUCUUAGCCCGGGGAUCACUGUUGAGCUCUUCAUUUUCGCGGAGACAAGCCGGUGUCUUUCGUUACAGCACUUAUCUGCCGUGCACCACGACAAGAGCGCCCGGUUCCAACCGCGGGCUGCCAUUGGCCAAAAGCCGACGGCGGCGAUCUCGCCCGCACCCAGUAUAAAUAGUGCGUCGGCGUCGAUCGCCCGCCGCACACGCUCGCCGCACACAGUAAGCAUCAUGGCUCCCCCAUUCUUCUCAGAUAUCGCUAAAGACAUCAACGGGCUCUUGAACCGUGACUUCUACCACAGCACGCCUGCCGCCCUCGACGUUAAAACGUCGGCGCCAAACGGCGUCGGGUUCACCGUCAAGGGUAAGACGUCGCCCAAGGACGGCUCUGUAGCCGCCAACGUCGAGGCACGUGUCGCCGACAAGGCGACCGGCCUCACGCUGACGCAGGGCUGGUCGUCGGCCAACGUGCUCGACACCAAGGUGGAGCUGGCCAACCUGACCCCCGGCCUGCGCUCUGAGCUGGUCACCUCGUGUGUGCCCGGCACGUCCAACGCAGCCAAGCUGAACUUGUCGUUUGUGCAGCCAGCGUUCACCGCUCGUGGCUUCUUCGACCUGCUGAAGGGCCCCUCCUUCGUGGGUGACCUGACGCUCGCGCACGAGGGCUUCGUCGGUGGCGCGGAGGUCGGCUACGACAUCGCGGCCGCCACCGUGUCCCGCUACGCGGUCGCUCUGGGCUACAGAACCGGCCUCUACUCCGUGGCUUUGGGCGUCAACAACGCCCAGAUCACCACCGCGUCCUUCUUCCAGCGCGUCAACCCGGCGUUGGAGGUCGGCGCUAAGGCCGCGCUCAACCCUGCUGCCGGCUCCAAGGUCAACAUCGAGUUUGCCACCCGCUACGCCUUGGACCUAACCGCGCAGGUCAAGGCCAAGAUCGCUGACUCCGGUCUUGUCGCGCUCUCCUACAAGCAGCUCUUGCGCCCGGGUGUCGAGUUGGGUGUGGGUGCCUCCUUCGACGCACUCAAGCUUGCCGAGCCUGUCCACAAGUUGGGCUGGUCGCUAUCCUUCUCCGCCUGA